GUUCGACCGAUUUCAAUUCGCCACUACUCCAACAAAAACGACAUUGGGCCAGGCCAGUUAGCUACCUCGUAAUGCGGGGCCUAGCAUUUUCCACCUCGAGGGUCCAGGUCAAUUGCCGACGAUUCCUCACUGCUCCAGCCUUUGCUGUCACCACGCCACACCACAAAACCGUUCGUUUCGUCCAGUUGGUUCGCUUCUUUUACACUCCAAACAUGGCCGCCCGCGAUCCCAGCACGGCUUCCAACUACGACGCCUGGAAGACCAAGCACACCACGGCCAACCUCCGCAUAGACUUUGAGGACAAGUGCCUUCGCGGUUCGGUCGUGUUGGAGCUCGAGUCGCGCACCGCCAAGGAGAGCAAGGAGAUCGUCCUGGAUUCGAGCUACGUCUCAGUUGAGUCUAUUAAGCUCAACGACGUUCAGACCAAAUGGGAGAUCAAGGACCGCAACGGCCCCAUGGGGUCGCCGCUUCACAUCUCGGUGCCGGAAGGUGCCGAUAGCGGUGAGGUGGUCCGGCUCGAGAUGGCCGUCAAGACCACGCCGCAGUGCACUGCUCUCCAGUGGCUGACCCCGGCCCAGACUUCUAACAAGAAGGCUCCCUUUAUGUUUUCCCAAGCACAGGCUUGCCAUGCCCGGUCUCUGUUCCCCUGCCAGGACACUCCGGAUGUCAAGUCGACUUACAGCUUCAACAUCACAUCCCCUCACGUCGUUGUAGCCAGUGGAGUUGCCACUGAUGGCGAUAAGUCUCAAGCGGAUGGUGGUGACAAGAUAUACAAGUUCGAGCAGAAGGUUCCUAUCCCCUCGUACCUCUUUGCACUGGCGUCUGGCGAUAUUGCCAUGGCACCCAUAGGCCCACGCUCAUCCGUAGCCACGGGACCGGAUGAGGUCAAGGAAUGCCAGUGGGAGCUCGAGGAGGACAUGGGCAAGUUUAUGGAUGCAGCCGAGAAGCUUGUGUUUCCGUACAAGUGGGGAGAAUACAACGUUUUGGUCCUGCCGCCCAGUUUCCCCUACGGAGGCAUGGAGAACCCCAUUUACACUUUUGCAACCCCUACCAUCAUUUCAGGCGACAGGCAGAACACCGAUGUCAUUGCACACGAGCUGAGCCACAGCUGGUCUGGCAACCUCGUGACCAGCUGUAGCUGGGAGCACUAUUGGCUCAAUGAAGGAUGGACAAUGUACCUGGAGCGUAGGAUUAUUGCUGCCGUCCGCGGGCCUGCGUACUUUGAUUUCUCGGCCCUCUUGGGCUGGAAGCACCUGGAGGAUGCGAUUGAGGAGUUUGGGGCCGAACACAAGUUUACUCAACUCUGUAUCAACCACAAGGGCAUCGACCCGGAUGAUGCCUUCAGCACGGUACCGUACGAGAAAGGAUUCCACAUGGUGUACUACCUCGACCGCCUCGUGGGCCGGGAGAACUUUGACAAGUUCAUCCCCUAUUACUUCACAAAGUGGGCGAACAAGUCACUGGACUCUUACGAGUUCAAGGACACGUUCCUCGAGUUCUUUGACAAGCCCGAAUAUGCCAACUUGAAUGAUAAGAUCGCUGGUAUCGACUGGGAGGGCCGAUUUUACACCCCGGGCCUCCCGCCCAAGCCAGAGUUCGAUACCUCACUCGUUGAUGUGUGCUACGCUUUGGCAGAGAAGUGGAAGAAGGGAGAUUACACCGCCUCGAGCAAGGAUGUCGAGGGCUGGACUGGCAACCAGAAGCUCGUCUUCCUUGGCAGCGUCCAAGACUUUGAGCAGCCGCUCGCUGCCGAGCAAGCGCAGCAGCUCGGCAAGGCCUACGACCUCAUCGAUACCAAGAACGUCGAGCUCAAGACGGCGUACUACCUGAUCGCGCUGCGCGCCCAGGACUCGACGGCCUACCAGGGGGUCGCAGACCUGCUCGGCCAGGUCGGCAGGAUGAAGUUUGUCAGGCCGCUCUUCCGUGCCCUCAACAAGGUCGACCGGCCGCUGGCCCUCGAGACGUUUGAGAAGAACAAGGACUUUUACCAUCCCAUCUGCCGCGCCAUGGCCGAGAAGGACCUCGGUCUGGCCGAGGAGGCAAAGAAGGAAUAAUGUUCUUUGUACAAACGUCGGCCUGACGUUUUUGGCAUAUAUUCAAGCUUUAGUCGCCGUUGACUGUAUAUAACAUGUCUGUAGUAUAUUGACCAUUUGCGGUCCAUAUGCCCUA
This is a messenger RNA of Pyricularia grisea, 2169 nucleotides long. RefSeq lists its product as uncharacterized. Bases 72 to 2054 code for a protein of 660 amino acids. Gene Ontology annotation, molecular function: epoxide hydrolase activity; aminopeptidase activity; zinc ion binding. Gene Ontology annotation, cellular component: cytosol. Gene Ontology annotation, biological process: proteolysis. The record is from RefSeq and is a predicted model, not a curated record. Lineage: Eukaryota; Fungi; Ascomycota; Sordariomycetes; Magnaporthales; Pyriculariaceae. The transcript is spliced from 4 exons.